ACAGCCGUCCUCUCUGUCUCCUCAGUCCUCCCUCUCUCUCUCUCCUCCCACGAAAUGACGAAAUCGCGCCAAAAAGAGGUCGAGGUAGGGGUCCUUUCGGAGCUCGUCGUCUAGGCGCGUGUGCUGGCCGUGGAGAUAGCCCUACAAGCAAUAAUGAGCUAGGCGCAUCGUCAAUGGAGGGGGAAUGGAGAACGUGACUCUCAAAGAUAAGGUGCUUUUGCCAGAUUUCAACUUUUAUGGAGAAAAAUAUCCUUUGCUAUAUUUUCACCAAGAUAUAGCAGAUACGCCGCAAUCAUAGUAAAUUUACCAGAGAGAAGUUGCUGGAGAGGAAAUGUAGAGAAUGAAUUAUUUGAGGAGCAAAAUGUGCAACUUUUGGGGAGCAAAUAUGUAUGGGCCCAUAAUCCCCACCAAAAACCUAUAAUUUCAUUGGAAUCCAAUUAAAAAUUGUACUAUCUUUUUAGCCUCGCCUUCCUUUUCAACCAUUGAAAUCUUCUCUUGCUCCAUCAAUAAUUUGAUCACUCAAAUGAUGAGUGGCCAAAAGGAGGACUAUUAAGUGAUAGGGACAGCAAAAGGGGGCAAAGGAUUAAGGUUAAAAAGGGGUUUUCAAAUAGACUAGUAAUAAACUCUCUGUAUCUCAGUUUCUGUUACAAACACUGGAAAAUACUACCAUUAGUUUACUGAGUAGUUAAUUUUUAUAUUAGGACUGUGUAUUACUAUAAUAUAGAAUCGCCAAUAAUUUUUUUUCUAAAAACAGUUCUUCUUUCUAAAUAUGGUUUUCCCCUUUUAACACCCUUCUCUCUCUCUCUCUGACUCACUCUAGCACACUGAGAGAGUGGACUUUUACAAAAAAACUAAUUCUGUAUGCUUCUCUAUAUGAUUUCAUAGUGGAAUGGCCGUGCUCUUUCUGAUUGAGAUUUCAAAUUCGAUAAAUUGAUUGAGCUGGAAGGUGGUUGUCGUGAAGCUGCCUCAUGGAUAUGAAUACAGCUAAAAUGGACUUAAGAGUCCAUAAGUCUGGAUCUUCUCAGUCUGAGGAAUCAGAACUUGAUUUGGAGAGGAAUUACUGCAACAAUCUUUAUCUACUUGGAUCAAGUUCGCCGCCAUCACAAGCCUUUGCAUUAGGUGGCCAGAUCUCUGAGAGCAAUGCAGCUUACUUUUCAUGGCCUGCUUGCAGGAUAGCACCUUGCACAGAAGAUAGGGAACAUUACUUUGGGAACCUUCAGAAAGGGGUAUUACCUGAAAAUUUUGGUUUUCCGAAAGGGUUGCAGGCUACUACAUUGCUUGAACUGAUGACCAUCAGGGCAUUUCACAGCAAGAUUUUGCGUCGCGUUAGUAUGGGCACUGCAGUUGGUUUUAGGAUUAGGAGGGGCUUGUUGACGGAUAUACCAGCUAUACUUGUCUUUGUCGCUAGGAAAGUUCACAGGAAUUGGCUGCACUCUACCUGCUGCCUGCCUCAGGCUCUUGAGGGACCUGGAGGUGUUUGGUGUGAAGUUGAUGUUGUCGAAUUCGCUUACUAUGGAGCACCUGCAGCGACCCCAACAGAACAACUCUACACAGAACUUGUAGAUGACUUUGGUGGAAGUGAUCCAUGCAUUGGAUCAGGUUCCCAGGUUGCUAGCCAGGGAACUUAUGGAACGUUGGGUGCCAUUGUCAAAAGCAGGACAGGAAAUAAGCAAGUUGGUUUCUUAACUAAUCGGCAUGUUGCAGUUGAUCUUGACUUCCCAAGUCAGAAGAUGUUUCAUCCAUUGCCCCCUAGUCUUGGACCAGGGGUGUAUUUGGGUGCUGUUGAAAGGGCUACAUCAUUCGUCAAUGAUGAUCUUUGGUAUGGCAUUUUUGCUGGAACUAACCCAGAGACAUUUGUUCGUGCUGAUGGUGCUUUCAUUCCCUUUACUGAGGAAUUUAACAUGGCCAACGUGACCACAGUUGUGAAGGGUGUUGGUGAAAUUGGCGAUAUUCAUGUAAUAGACUUACAGUCUCCUAUUGGCAGUCUUGUUGGAAGGCAAGUCGUAAAAGUUGGAAGGAGCUCUGGAUUGACAACUGGGACGAUAAUGGCCUAUUCUCUGGAAUACAAUGACGAGAAAGGGGUAUGUUUCCUUACCGAUUUUCUUGUUGUUGGAGAGAAUCAACAGACUUUUGACCUUGAAGGGGACAGUGGAAGCCUUAUCCUAAUGACAAAUCAAAAUGGUGAGAAACCCCAGCCCGUCGGUAUUAUUUGGGGUGGGACAGCUAAUCGGGGUCGGUUGAAACUGAAAGUUGGUCAACCUCCAGAAAACUGGACCAGUGGAGUUGAUUUAGGACGUCUCCUUGAUCUCCUCGAACUUGAUCUUGUCACAUCUCCAGAAGGGCUUCGAGCUGCACUGCUAGAACACUGUGAUGCAACAGCAGCAAGAGUUGACUCUGUCAUUGGAACCCUUGAGCGGACCAACACAAAGCAUCAAGAUAACUCUGAACCACUUCCUCCAAGGAUUGUGCAAGUUCUGGACAAUGAUGGCUCUCCUAAGGGCUUAACCCCUCCAUCAAUUGGUGACGAGUUUCGCAUUGAAGGUGGCUGUGAGGUGGUUCCCAGUGUAGAACACCAAUUCAUCCCGAACUUCUCUUGCAAUUCUCUCUUAAACACUGAACAAAGGGAAAUGACAGACAUGGAAAACCUAUCACGGUUAAGAGACGAAUCUGAAGCAGAUCUUGCUGUCUCUUUACAGUUAGGUGAACGUGAAACGAAGAGAAGAAAGCAAUCCGACUCUCCAUCCCGUUGAAUUUGUCGCCCCAAUAUGGUUCUGAGGUGGCUCCAACCAACCUCACAGCACGAUCAUCUCGAGCCUUUCCAUGCCCAUCAGUCGGAGAAGUAUAAAACACGCCUCACAUUUGCAGUAUCCAGUUGGCAGGUGGAACUAAGUCUUGCAUUGGGAAUUAUCACUAUUUUUCACCCCUAUUUUUUUGUGAAGGUUGAAACUAUUGAUAUUUAUGCGAGUUAUAUAAAUGUGAGAGGCUAAUGGCAGAAGUUACUUGUAAUGGUUAUGUUUGUACUGUUGUACCGAAGCCCUUUGUACGGAGAUGAAAUUAUGUAAACGGUAUUCCUCAAAAGUGUAUAUGAUAAAGCAAUAAUCUACUAAA
Molecule: messenger RNA, 3108 nt
Organism: Salvia miltiorrhiza (redroot sage)
Lineage: Eukaryota; Viridiplantae; Streptophyta; Magnoliopsida; Lamiales; Lamiaceae
Product: protein NARROW LEAF 1-like
Exons: 7
Coding region: 969-2750 (593 amino acids)
Source: RefSeq, a predicted model, not a curated record